This is a messenger RNA of Trifolium pratense (red clover), 1112 nucleotides long. Its product is annotated as BURP domain-containing protein BNM2A-like. The transcript has 2 exons. The record is from RefSeq and is a predicted model, not a curated record. The coding region runs from base 60 to 935 and encodes 291 amino acids. NCBI's taxonomy places the organism in Eukaryota, Viridiplantae, Streptophyta, Magnoliopsida, Fabales, Fabaceae.
GAUUUAGGUCUCUAUUUUUCUACACAAAGGUGAACAAAAUCAUUCAAUACUAGUGGUACAUGCUAAGCAGAAACAUGGAUCAAAAGUUUAUAUCAGCGAUAAUCUUACUUCAUCUUCUAGUAAUCACGAGUUUUUAUGAAAGCAGAGCAAGAGAAUUGGUUGAAACAGAAAACAAAAUCUUAGAUCAAACAGAGCACAAAAAUCAUGCACAUAAUCACAAUCACAAUCACAUGGACCCUUCUGUUAUGGUGUUCUUUACCUUAAAAGAUUUAAAAGUUGGAAAAAGAAUGCAAAUUAAUUUUCCCAAAAGAGACCCUUCAACUUCUCCUAAAUUUUGGCCAAGAGAAAAAACUGAUUCACUUCCCUUUUCAUUGAACAAACUUCAAACCCUUCUCAAAAUCUUCUCUUUCUCUCAAGAUUCACCACAAGCCAAAGCAAUGGUAGAUACCCUUAAAGAAUGUGAAAGCAAACCUAUCAAAGGAGAAGUUAAAUUCUGUGCAACUUCUUUAGAAUCUAUGCUUGAUUUCACUCAAAACAUUCUUGGUUCCACAAAUGAUCUCAAAGUUUAUGCAACUUCACAUUUAACAAAAUCAAGUGUUACUUUUCAAAACUAUACUAUACAAGAAAACAUUGUGAAGAUUUCAGCUACAAAGAUGGUAGCAUGUCACACUAUGCCUUACCCUUAUGCUGUUUUUUACUGUCAUAGUCAAGAAAGUGAGAAUAAAAUAUUUAGAGUUUCACUUGUUGGUGAUAAUGGAGAUAAGGUUGAAGCUAUGGUUGUUUGUCAUAUGGAUACUUCUCAUUGGGGAAAUGGUCAUGUUUCAUUUCAAGUUCUUGGUAUUAUGCCAGGAAGUUCUAAUGUGUGUCACUUUUUUCCAGCUGAUAAUUUCAUUUGGAUUUCAAAAUUGGAAGGUCAUGGUGUUUCUGUUAUGUGAUUUUAUUUUUGUUAAGUAUAUUAGUGAUUAGAAUUUCACCUUUUUUAAGUUGAAUAAGUGGGAGUACCAGAGUUCAUGCAAUGUUCCUACUAAUCGAGUUAUGUUUACGAGAACUCUGUCAUGUGAUUUUUAUUUCAGUAUUGUGUUAAUUACUUAUGUAUCAUUUUUAAUGUUCGA